Messenger RNA from Alexandromys fortis (reed vole), 2985 nucleotides. Its product is annotated as sphingolipid delta(4)-desaturase DES1-like. The record is from RefSeq and is a predicted model, not a curated record. Gene Ontology annotation, cellular component: membrane. Gene Ontology annotation, biological process: ceramide biosynthetic process. Bases 1 to 972 code for a protein of 323 amino acids. The transcript has 3 exons. Gene Ontology annotation, molecular function: sphingolipid delta-4 desaturase activity. Lineage: Eukaryota; Metazoa; Chordata; Mammalia; Rodentia; Cricetidae.
AUGGGGAACCGCGUUUCUCGGGAAGAUUUUGAGUGGGUCGACACCGAUGAGCCGCACGCGCAGAGGAGGCUUGAGAUCCUGGCAAAGUAUCCAGAGAUAAAAUCCUUGAUGAAGCCUGACCCCAACCUAAUCUGGAUCAUAACUGCGAUGGUUCUCACCCACAUAGCUUCCUUUCACUUAGUGAAAGACUUGGAGUGGAAAUGGGUCCUAUUUUGGUCCUUUGUCUUUGGUAGCUCCAUUAACCAUUCAAUGACUAUGGCUAUCCAUGAGAUUUCCCACAAUUUCCCCUUUGGCCACUACAGGGCGCUGUGGAACCGCUGGUUUGGAAUGUUUGCUAACCUCCCUUUUGGGAUUCCAUAUUCGGUUUCCUAUAAAAUGUAUCACAUGGACCAUCAUCGAUACCUCGGAGUGGAUGGCAUCGAUGUGGAUGCGCCUUCUCAUUUUGAGGGCUGGUUCUUCUGCACCCCCUUCAGGAAGCUUGUCUGGGUUGUUUUCCAGCCUUUGUUUAUUUUCCUUCGACCUUAUUUUGUCAGUCCGAAACCAGUUACUUCUCUGGAAACUAUCAAUAUUGUGGCCCAGAUCACUUUUAACAGUAUGGUUUACUAUGUUUGGGGAAUCAAGUCUUUAGUCUACAUGUUGGCAGCCUCCCUAUUUGGCCUGGGUUUGAACCCAAUUUCUGGGCAUUUAAUAGCUGACCAUUACAUAUUAUUAAAGGGGCAAGACACCACCUCAUAUUAUGGGCCUUUGAACUUCCUUAUGUUCAAUGGGGGCUAUCAUAAUGAACACCACGACUUCCCCAGUAUUCCUGGAAGCCGCCUUCCACAGGUGAGGAAAAUAGCAGCGGAGUACUAUGACAAACUCCCCCAUCACAGCUCCUGGAUCAAAGUACUGUAUGAUUUUGUGACGGAUGACACCCUGAGUCCCUACUCACGGAUGAAGAGGCCUCCAAAAGGGAACGAGAAUCUGGACUAAAUAUCACAGCCAAAGGAAUUCCUCUCCGAGCUUUCUAGUAGCCAACACUGUGGAACUGUCUCCCCACCCUGGCUCUCUCACUGGUAAUUUAACUGAGGCAGCACACAUGCCCAGCAAGAACUCUGCCAAAUGAGCUAUCCUCCCAGGCUGAUUUUUUGCCUGAUUAGUCUUGGGAUCAGUGAUGGACAGAAUCUGUCUUGCUACAGUUUAAACUCAGAUCUCCAUGAUAUUAAGAAUUCACUCUGGCUUUCAGUUGGUCUGACGGUUACAGUGCUCACCUCUGCCUAUAGGGCGCUUGCUUGUUGAAUUAGCAUUCCUGGUGGGGUCUUCACCUAUGUCUAUCAUGUUGUAAGCACAUCACGAAAUGCCUACGUUACUACAGGAUCUUUACCAUUAAAUUUUACUUUAAUUAAAAAAAAGGUUACCAAAUGUGCUGUCAAUCAAAAUGCAUUUACCUUUUUUUGUAUUUCACUGUAUUUUCUGUAUGUUAUAGGGUUACAUUUGUACUUGGGGAAACUUAGCUUUAAAUUCUCUUCCCACAAAAAGGACUAGAAAAGCUCAGAGACUGUGGUGUUCCAGGUCCCAGGGAGGAGACUGACUUGGCGCCCUCUGCUGCACCCAGCUUUAGGUAGUUUACGGGGUUUUGGACUUGGAUCUACGUGCUUCUACCUUAAGCAUUUUACCCAUUUUCCCAGUCCUAUACUUCUGUUCUCAAAAGCACAGAGAGCAGAGCGUGCACACCCUGGGAAGGUGAGCAUCCUGCUUCAGUUUAAGGACAGCAUCUCCUUCUACUGUGCACACUGCAAAGUGGAUGGUCCUCGUUAAAAGGAAAAGAAAGAGGAAGUUCCAAAAUAUGAAGUGACUUCUAUCAGGUUGGCCAGCUUCCUCUUACAGUGGUGGUGAACCGGAACCGGAUCUAGCCACCCUCACUCUAAGUUUAAGGCCUGUCUACUGUCUGUGAUAAUACACUUCAGUUACAUAUCCACAAGAGCCUCCUUGCUCACAUAUGAGAGAAGGGGCUGGGAAAGGGUGUCUUUAGUUGGGAACUGGGUGUCUAAAUGCCAAGACGGAAUUUCAGUAGUUUGGAAGGAAAUCAUCCCCACUGAUGGCUGGUUCCUCCACUCUCCUUCCUGUCCUCUCACAUUCCAAGAGGUGGAGCGGUUUCUGCCUCCAGCCUGGGGUCAUAGAACUAAGGAAAGCUGAGAAGGAAAGAGAAGGCAAGCCGGCCACAUAGGCACGCAUUGUCCACAUGCCCAUGUUUGUGACGGGCAGCCUUGCAGGAUCUGGCUUGUGCCUGCCUCCUUACACAUCGUGCCCUCCGUCCCUACCCAUUGCUGUGUGCCAGCCCCAACACAGUCCUUUGUUCCAUACUCAAGACUGGCACAAAUUAGGGCCUCCUCCACACCACCCCCUGUACCAGUUCCAAUCUGGCCAACUCCUUCCCUAUGCCCAGCUCUCGGCUCAGAGGCCUUCUCUUUGAAGAAUCCUUUCCUAUGCAAUUGCUUAAUUUUUCAGUUUUACUAAAACCAACCCUGAGACAAGGAUCAGAAUAUAAGUGGCUUCUCAGGAAAGAUACCUUAGGGAAGGGCAAGGGAGUGGGAAAUAGGUCAGAAAAGUGAGAGAAAUGUGUACAAAGGAAGUCGUAGGAACCAUGGAACACCCAGGCUGGGGCGCAGCCAGGCAUGGAGAAGCCACCCAGUGGGCACGGGAAACUGAACCCCACCCUGACUCCUGGGACAACUCCUGGACUGUCCCGCCAAUGGCGAUCUCUUGGGUCUGCACGGAUGAAUACACUCACUGUAUUGUCUCCUUUCCCUGCACGCCACGUGACUUUAAAGGUCUCUCUGAGCAGCAAGGAAGCAGAGCUGCACACUGGUCAGCUCCAGCCUCUCUUCACUCAGCCUUGGUCACUCAAACUCUGUGAAAUAGAAAGGGCAGAGAAAAUUCUUAGGCGCAGAGAUCCGUGUCGAAGGCACUAAGGAUCACUGGUCCUGAGCGGAUGGCUAGACAGGA